Choloepus didactylus (southern two-toed sloth) is the source of this 2282-nucleotide messenger RNA. It is a transcript of the gene KCTD5, whose product is annotated as potassium channel tetramerization domain containing 5. Gene Ontology annotation, molecular function: cullin family protein binding. Bases 29 to 733 code for a protein of 234 amino acids. Gene Ontology annotation, cellular component: cytoplasm; Cul3-RING ubiquitin ligase complex. The transcript has 6 exons. The record is from RefSeq and is a predicted model, not a curated record. Lineage: Eukaryota; Metazoa; Chordata; Mammalia; Pilosa; Megalonychidae. Gene Ontology annotation, biological process: proteasome-mediated ubiquitin-dependent protein catabolic process; protein homooligomerization.
GGGCGCUGCGGCGGGGCUGGCCGGCAUCAUGGCGGAGAGCCACUGCGAGCUGCUGCCGCCGGCGCCGGGCGGCCUCGGGGCGGGGCUGGCGGGCGGCCUGUGCCGGCGCUGCAGCGUGGGGCUCUGCGGCCCGGCCCCGCGCCCCGGCGGCGUGUCCAAGUGGGUCCGGCUCAACGUCGGCGGCACCUACUUCCUCACCACCCGGCAGACGCUGUGCCGGGACCCGAGGUCCUUCCUGUACCGUUUGUGCCAGGCCGACCCCGACCUGGACUCGGACAAGGAUGAGACGGGCGCCUAUUUAAUAGACAGAGACCCCACCUAUUUCGGGCCCGUGCUGAACUAUUUGAGACACGGAAAGCUGGUUAUCAAUAGAGACCUCGCUGAGGAAGGAGUGUUGGAGGAGGCAGAAUUUUACAACAUCACCUCAUUAAUAAAACUUGUAAAGGACAAAAUUAGAGAACGAGACAGCAAGACAUCGCAGGUGCCGGUCAAGCAUGUGUAUCGGGUGCUGCAGUGUCAGGAGGAGGAGCUCACGCAGAUGGUGUCCACCAUGUCUGACGGCUGGAAGUUUGAGCAGCUGGUCAGCAUCGGCUCCUCUUACACCUACGGGAACGAAGACCAGGCCGAGUUCCUGUGCGUGGUGUCCAAGGAGCUGCACAAUGCGCCCUGCAGCACGGCCGGCAAGCCCAGCGAGAAAGCCAAGAUUCUGCAAGAGCGCGGCUCGAGGAUGUGAACCAGACGGCAGCGACAGCCAGCAGACGUCCUUUCCCAGGAGGCAUUGCAUCACUGUGCCCAGCAGAUGCCAGGACAAGCCUGCUUUUGACAGUUUCUCUAGAGAUCUGGGUUAGAAUCUCUUUUUGCCUCUGAGCUGGGUGGUGAGAGGCGGACCCGCUGUGGAGGCCGGGCCUCGCGGCGCAGGAGGGGAGGUGGCGAGGGCCCGGCCCCGCACUGGCCUCCACUUCGGUUUCGUCACACGCCACGCAGGACUGACACGUGUGGAGUGAGUCUUUCGUUCUAAUUGCUGAACAUCCCUUAGAGGAAGACGUUUUUGGUGCUACUCUUCACAGUCCUUACGGGGCAGCCAGGCCUCCCGUGGGGCAUCGGCCACCCUGGGCGCCGGCCUGGGGCUGCUCGGCCCGGGCGCCACCUGCCACCUGCUCCCCCUGCGCCUCCUUCCCGGGCCCCGGCGGCGGCUCCUCCGCCACCUCCGCCACCUCCGCCAGGCCUCUGCCUCCUAGGCCGGGUCUGCUCCCAGCUGCGCUCCCGUCCCCCCGGCUGUGCCCGGAGAAGCCACGGUUUCUCCAUUUGUAUUUUCCAGGCAAGAGAACUUCGUAUCCCUUUUUCCCAGUGUGGAUGGACCACCACAUAUUUUUACUUUUUAGAAAUGCCUGAAAGUGUUGAUGCAUUUUGGAUUGAUCUGUUAAAUAACCUGAGGCAAGGGGAGCCUUGCCUUGUCCCAUAAACUGCUGGCUCGUGCAGAAGCAUCUUUUGGAGCCUUUGUCGUGCGCGCGGCUGCGGUGGGGGCGGGAAGGCUGCCACCGGCUCCCCGAGCCAAAACCCUGGAUCCCGUUGGAAAUUCCGGAUGUUUACACACACCACAACUCCCUCUUUCUUGCCAUUUUCUGUAACUAUGCAGCUUUCUAAGCUUUGGGAUGUUUGAGAUGUCACACGUUGUGCACAGGCUCUGCUCACCUGACAGAUGUCAAAGCCGCUAGGAUUUCUUUAGAAACCGCUGUCCUCACACUUUGAGCGUGGAUUUCACCUGGCUGGUGGCGGGACCGUGAGCGCGAGCAGCAGGUGCUUUCCUGCCCGGCGCUGCGCAGACCGACCGCGUCACGUUUCAGACGCUUCCAGAGACUUCUUCCUGUGCCCUCUCCUCCUCUGCCAAGUUCUCAGAUGCCUGGGACUUACCUCCUCCUUUUCGUGAGGUCUGUUUCUGUCCUUAAAUGUUUGGCGUAAACAGUUCAUUGAAAACCUUUCUAGAAAGCAGCUUUGGCCCCGGCCCCCACGAGCGCUGCCCCGGGAGGAGGUGGCCCUGCUUCCGGCCGCAGCGCGUCUGUGGGGAGCCACUGGCCACUUCGCACUGUUUGGUUUGGGGCCUUGACAUGACUGGUAGGCUUGUGGGUUUUUAAUUUAAAGAUACUAAGACUUAAUUCACUAAAAUUUAUUCUAAGGGGAUAUUUAUACUUUUAUACUUUUUUAGGUAUCUGUAUUUUAUCAACUUAAGGUUUAAUGCCUAUGUUUCCCCUGAAAAUAGCAAAUAAAACUGUAUUUAUGAAUGA